AGUUCAGAACAUCCACAAAAAUGAAGUCAGUCAUCAUCAUAAUCUUCAUCAGCACCUUAGUCACUCUUACCCUAGCUGGCAGUGACUCACACAUUCCAGACUCAACAACUGAGCAGCCAUCAUCAUCAAAACCUGAUUUCUGUGCAGAAUGUCAAAGCAUCUGGUCAAGUGGAAAGCCACCAUCAAGUGUUGAUUGUGAUCCAAAGAAUUUUGAAGUCCACACAGUCGUAGCUGUUUAUGCUGACUCUGGUGAAACUGUUACUGGACAUUGUGUUGGACAUUUACCAAAUGGAAAGCACUCAACAUUGUUUAGUUCCAUUACUGUUGAAUGAGGAGGCUUAAGGACAUCC
Molecule: messenger RNA, 350 nt
Organism: Chironomus riparius
Lineage: Eukaryota; Metazoa; Arthropoda; Insecta; Diptera; Chironomidae
Source: the annotation of a GenBank genome assembly